This is a messenger RNA of Peronospora matthiolae, 651 nucleotides long. The record is from the annotation of a GenBank genome assembly. NCBI's taxonomy places the organism in Eukaryota, Oomycota, Peronosporomycetes, Peronosporales, Peronosporaceae.
AUGUACGAAGGGAUUGACAACCUGAAAUCCCUUUACGACCGUGCCGGGAAGACUUUCUCCGGCGGUCCUUCUGGGGCACAGGAUGUGCCGCGUCGUACUGCUCAACCAGACCCAGUACGUCGAUUAUCAGUUGGGAGCGGGGCUCCCAAGAAUCCCAGGACGGGGGAUAGCCGCGCCACCGGACGAGAUAAAUCGUCCGACGUCCGUUCACGUCGCGGUGGUUCAACAGCUGCUCAACUAGAUAGCGCUGGCCACCGCGAGAGUCCUCUAAUGGAGGUGGAGGAGGAGGAAAGACGCUCUCCACACGAUCAUGUGGAUCCGUGUGUUCCCGAGAGCUUCUUUGAUCGCGUAACGCAAGGGUUACGCGGCGAUCUCGAACAUGAGCGGAAUAGGCGUCUCCAAAUGGCGGACACUGCCUUGAAGCAUAGAGCUGAGUUUGCCUUUGCUCAGCUUGAGAACGAGAGAGCUCUGACGUCUCUGCGUGACGAGCUAAGGCUAGCUCGUGGGAUUGUUGAUCGGUCUCGGGAUGAGAUAGCUGCUCUUCAGACCCUUGUCGAUGCCCACCAUCGGGAGCACAAGGCUCUCUGCGAGAUGCUUGAGCGCAAGGGCGUUCUUCAUCGGAAGAAGCAGCGUUCUGAUGGUACGGCUUAA